GUAUAUAAAUACUUGAUCUGUCGCAGAUUACCCAUACUGCAAGUUCAUAGACGAUAUCGACGUUUAUUUUAUCGUUUCGUUAACGUUAAUAUACGUAACUGUUCCCAAUUGUGCAAGUUGCUCAUCGAUAAUUAUAUUUGUUUUGAUGGCUAAUUUCGUAAGAUAACGUAAUGUGUUAGUACCUUUAAUAAUAGCUGAUAGAAUGCUACUUUCUCAUCGGAAAAUGCGUGAUAAGUUGCUUUAAUGUAAUGUUAUUAAUCAUAUAAACCUCUGAUAUACAUAUACACGCAUACAUAAGUACAACAUUUCUAAGCUGGGUGUGACACCUGUAGUUUAUCAACAUGAAGGAAGAACUUGAGGGUAAUGAAAAUAUAAAGUUACCAGAUAUAAUUGAAGCACUGUUAAGUUCUUUAGACGAUAAAAAUCAUGAUGUUAGACAAUCUAUAAUUGAAUCGGUUGCAAAGAUAAGUGAGAAGAAUCCAGAUGUUGUCAUUCAAACAGCUGUAUGUUUUUGGGAACAACAUAGAAAGAUAUCUACAGAACACAAGGUUUCUUUAUUGAAUGUAAUGUCCAGUAUGUGCAAAUAUAUAUCUACAAGUUUAAAUGCAGACUUAGCAUCAUCUGUUGCUGACUUAGCAGUAAAUGAAUUAAUAGGAGAGACAGAGACUGGAGCAGCUGAAUUGUUGGUUGCUCUUUCUAAAACACAUUGUACUCAAGCUAUGGGUGGACUUUUAAGUAGAUUAGAACCUGGAGUACUCCCUCAUCAUGCAUUAGUUUUCACAAUAGGAAAGCUUGCAACAGCCAAUCCAUCUGGAAUAUUAUCUUUUGUUAAACUAACACUAACAAUUAUUUUGCCAAUGUUGAGCCAAAUACGUGAAGAAAACUUGAAGCAGGCAAUUUGUUUUACAACUGGCAGAUUAUGUGAGGCGAUAAGUGAUUGUAUAAUAAAUACUGCAGAAAUCAGUAGCCAUACAUACCAGGAAGAAAUUUAUUCUGUCUUUGAUGUUUUGACUUACAGUUGGUUAAAAAUGUCACGUGAUUUCAAAACAAUUGAAGCUGUUUUAACAGCAUUAGUUCCUAUGAUACCUCUAUUGCCUCAAGAAGUAAUUAGCGAAAAUAUUGUAAAAUUGGUGCCUGUAUGCUUAAAUCUUUGUAAAAAGCAAACUGUACGUUUGGCUGCUGUAAAAGUUUUGGCUGUAGCCUUGAAUCAUGCGACGAUUAUUAACGAAAAAGAAAAUCUCCAUCCAUAUAUAGAACAGAUACACCAAAAUUUAUCUGGAUUUGUCAGUAUAUUUCCUUUUGAAGCGUCACGGGAUGUACUUCUUACACAUUAUGAAGUUUUACAGUGUUCUAGAUCAUUGGUUAUUUUAUAUCCUGAAGAAGGUCUCGAUAGAGUUUUACAGCAAGUGAAAUCUUCGAAUACCAGUCAACGUGUUCGUGCUCUGAUAGUUCUCAGACACCUCAUAAAUACUCUUCCACCAGAGGAUGAUGGGUCAUUGAACAGAAUUGCGCUUACUCUGCAAGAGUCUCUCGGAGAGACUAGCGCUCUGCAGGUAGUCGGUGCCAUAGUGGCGCUUGCAGCAAGACCGACUUUCUCUCUUUCAUCAUCGCAGAGAAUUACAUUUAUUCGCUACAUGGUAUCUCAUUGUGGAAUCAAAAACAGUGACACAGAAGCGUACUCGGAUGCUUUGCAUUUGCUCGCAACAACGGUCGAUGGAGCUGAAUUGUGGCUGUGGCCGUGUUUGAUAGAUGUUUUGCUAGACCCGAUUUAUGUAGCAUCUGCCGCAUCCGUGUUACGUGCAUUAUCCCCUUUAGCUGCGAAAAUAAUUUCUAGCGAAAUUUCUUCAAUGCCCGAGAGGGAUUUUCCGGGUACAAAAGUAUUGGGCAGAUGUAUUGAAUUAUUAGGUGAACCAGUUAACCGUUUGGCAGCAAUUACCUUUCUCAAAGUGGCGGCAUCCCUAGUAGGUCAUCGAUUGAAGCCUUACUGGGAUAAAAAACUGUCAGAACUUUCACAGUUUUUACAAGACGAUCAAAAAAGUAUUCUGAGGAAUUCCGCACAACGAAAUCUCAUUUGGGAAGAGAAGGUGGUAGAGUGGCUAGAAGAGAGCAUAAAGCUGGAGGGAGAUUCAUGGGGUACUAAACUCGCUGAUGAGCUGGCUUUGAAGUCGAGCGCACCCGGUGUAGCACCGUUGUUUGCGUUGAUGUGCAACAAUCAUGCUCACAUUAUUCUACUAGUUGAACACGCGCGCUCUCAUGGCGAUAACAAGGAGUACGCGCGAGCGGUUGGUAUCUGCGCCAAACGACAUCUCAGUACCGUAUUGAAAGUGAUGGAUGAAUUCUGUACCGCGGAAGAUACCCGGAAGGUCCCUGUGCGAAUAUUAGGUUUUAUGAAAGAUUUCGUAAAAGAUUUCGCAAGAGCUGCUGACGCUACCGAGGCAGCGAAGACGGGUUUGUUGCAGUCUUAUGCGGAAAUUGCUCAAAGAGCAGAUCCGGAGGACUUUUUCUCAACGUAUGAGGAGCACGUGUUACCGUGGACUAUUAAAAAUCUGACUGCAUGUAAAGAAUUGUCUACGAAAGAAGCGGGACUAUCGGUCUUGGAACAAUUGAGCAAAGCUGUUCAUCCUACUAGAUGGUUCGAAUUUAAGGGCUUACACAUGAAAGGUACCACUCUGGCUCUUCUAAUGGGAAUGUUGCAAUCAUCAACUGGAUAUAGACCGUUGCAACUUUAUCCGGCGAUAUUGAAAGCGGCCGUCUCUAUAAUACGUAUACCUCCGACUCUGAGUCACGAGGAAAAUGAAAUCUUUCUCACUGGGAUACUAGAUAAGACAAUCGGGGCCACUACAGAGAUUGUUUUACUAUUGCAACCAGAUAUACUGCAACAAGUUACGGAUGAACUAAGCACUUUAUCCAAUGAAAUUAUAUCCGACUCAGCGGACAUGCUAGCCACAUUAAUUGACAUAUUGCUACCUUGGAUGCAGACUAAAUCGAGUAUAGAGAGGAAGACCACUCUAUUAGUUAUGGAUACUGUACUUAGGUCCUACUAUAAUUCUAUAAAAUAUACGUACCCAAACGGCAAAUUGGAUGCGGGAAAGCUUGUGGGAAGAACUUUAUCUUGGUUCGCGAUCGCUGAAUCUUCGUUGAGACCAUUAGUAAUAGAUUGCGUGCUUCUUUCUCUGAAUAUUGCAUGCCGUCAUCGCUCUAUUAUGUCCGACACCACGUUGGACGAAAACCUGAAGCGAAUCAAGACAGACAUUACUACUCAUGAUAAGUCAAUAAUUAACGAAGCUAUGAAGAGCCUAGCCACAGCCGUAUCGGAAAGAAUUCCUAGCAGCGAGAUAAUUGGCUUAGCGGAAGGACUGAUCGAGGGCUUGUUGUUUGGCGGAGAAACGGGUUUGGUAGUCGGCAUAGCUCUAUCGCAACAUUUCAAAAUUAAAGGGUCAGAAAUGUCCAGAAAUGACGUUGGUUUGGUUGAUAAUAUUAUUACGCAAAUGAGACACAUGGAAAAUGCGAACUGUAGGACCACUGCAGCGGCAGCUAUAGUAUUGUUGAUGGCACAUCAUCCGGAAGAAGUGAUUGAACGUUUGUUACUUCAGCCACUACCGUUGGAUCGGGCAACCGAAUUAUGCUGGAAAGAAAUCGGUAACGACGAUCUUGGACAUCGGGCUCUAGAGUUGCUUCUGAUAAAACUCGAGGCCAACAAUUUGUUCGCUGAGUCUACUACGUCCACGCAUCCUCAGAGGAAUAACACUGCAUCUUUCCAAUCUUUGACGGCUAUAAUAGCUUUGAAACACCUACUUCAAACAUCGAACGCUGAGAGUCUCAUUGACAAGCAACUAGCGAAAUUAUUGUCAAUUCUUCUUAAGUAUCUCGCCGGUUGGCUACAAGUCGACGCUCCCGCGGCAGUGAUGAGCACCAAGUAUGGAUAUGUGCCGAAUCUGGAAGCGAGGAAGAUAAAACCGCAUGCAGAAGUAUAUUCUGUAUUAAGUAACGUGUUGAUCACGGUCAAUCCGAACGCUGCGUCGACUUUGUUGACGGAAAUCGUAUCCUUCUCCACGGCCAAAAUCGAAGAGAAUGUAAUUUUGACCGUGCGGAAAUUAAUCGAAUGCAUAUUAACUAGAAACGACGUUCUUUCCAACAUGGCACAAUCUAUAGGCAAGCUGAUGACCAGCACAAUAGCGAUACAACGGGCAGUCGCUGCUACAUUCUACGCGGAACUGAUCGGCAAAGUGGACUGUGGAGUUAUAUGGCUUGACGCCAUAAUCAAUACCUUAUACGAGGCUAAGACUGAUUCGUCGUCUUUAGUGCGUACUCUUGCUACCACUGGACUCUCUAGAAUAGCCUACGUGGACCAAAAACUGAUUGAUGUAUAUUUUGACAAUUGUAUGGACGCUCUACUCGAUGGACUGGAGGAGCCGGCUAGCGGCGAAGGAGGCAAUGAAGUGGUGCUCGAAUCGUUGCGCGGCCUCGCGGUACUAUUGUCCGUUCAAUCCAAGACACCUAUCAGCCCGCGAGUGGUGAUGGCUCUGAAACCAUUCAUCGAAAAGGAAAAUGUGGACAUGAAAUUCGCCGCUAUAAGUGUCUUAGGCGCGAUAGCGACUAAUUGGCAGACAACGGCUGCAUUGGCAGACGACAACGAUUUGUCGGACCAUCUUCUGUGGUGUUUACCGUGCCUAAUAGUAAGACUGGAAGACGCGAAUAUAUUGGUAGCCAAGAUCACGCAAGAAACCUUAUACAAAAUCGCAAAUAUCCUGCAAUGUGAGAAAUUAUCGCGCACGAUACGUAUUAAUUUGGGGUCGCAAGUGAAAUUCAAUUUUGAAACUUUUGCGAAGGACUUGGUAAAUUGCUUGAAGGAGGAACUUCCGCAAAGAGCAGAAGAACUUAGAAAUGCUAUUGUCCGAGGAUAUUCCAGAUCAGAAAAUCAUCAUACCAGAGCUACAUCUGCGCUACUUUUAGGUUUGUUUGGCUCCCCAAGGUCUGAGGAUAUACAAAGAUUGUUACAACUCUUAAAUGAUAAAGAAAAUAUUGUGAAGAUACGCGCUUCGCAAGCUCUUUCUUGUUGUUUUUCGUUUUAAUGUAAAUGUACUACAAUAUGUUCCUCAAGUCAAGGAAAAACUGUUAUUUUUGUGAUAUCGCUAUAUAGAUAAUUAUAUACCAAUUAUAUGAGGGUCAUAUGUAAAAUAUAAUCUAUUUAUGGAGUUAAUUGUAAUGCAUAUUCCUAUAAUGCACUUGGUAAAAUCUCUUUUUCUUAUAAUUUUUGUAUAGUUUAAAUUAUUAGAAUUAUCUGACGCAACAUAUAACAGUCAUAUU
Harpegnathos saltator (Jerdon's jumping ant) is the source of this 5307-nucleotide messenger RNA. RefSeq names its product maestro heat-like repeat-containing protein family member 1. Gene Ontology annotation, cellular component: cytoplasm. The record is from RefSeq and is a predicted model, not a curated record. Lineage: Eukaryota; Metazoa; Arthropoda; Insecta; Hymenoptera; Formicidae. The transcript is spliced from 22 exons. Bases 342 to 5072 code for a protein of 1576 amino acids.